Molecule: messenger RNA, 606 nt
Organism: Nicotiana tabacum (common tobacco)
Lineage: Eukaryota; Viridiplantae; Streptophyta; Magnoliopsida; Solanales; Solanaceae
Source: RefSeq, a predicted model, not a curated record
AUGGAUUUAUUCUUUCAACCAACAAAAGGAAGGCCAUUUUCAAUUGAAGUUGGCUACUUUGAUUCAAUCUUAGAGAUCAAAGAAAAAAUCCAAAAAUAUCAAGGCAUUCCUGUUCCAAAACAAACCUUAAUUUUCAAAGGUAACGUUUUAGACGAUCAUAUAAACGUUCAUUAUUCCGAUAUCCUCAAUAAUUCUCAUAUUCAACUCGUCGUAGAAUCCGAAUUCAAAUCCGAAUCGGACAAGAACAUUAAUAUCAUCAAGGCAGAACAGUCACCUAAUUAUAUCGCGGCGUCUACGACAACAACUUCUUCAGGAUCAUCAUCAGGAAAUAAUAUAAACGGAUCGAAGAAAAUAAGAAUUAUGGUUUUAUCCAAAUGUGGUACGAAGAAAUUUCCUAUGGAAAUUAAUCCGUCAGACAAUGUGGGACACUUGAGAAAAGAGCUACAAAUAUUGAACCAAAAAUUGGAAUUAGAUCUUCCAAAAGAAGGGUAUUUUUUUAUUUAUAAGCAAAAUGUAAUGGAUGAUGAUCGUUCAUUUAGAUGGCAUAAUGUUUCUCAAGGUGACACUAUUGAGAUCUUUAAUGGUAGUAUCACUGGUGGAGCUUAA